AUAGAAACCUCUUUUAGCCUGUUUACACUCAAAUCCGUCACUACUUAUACUCAAAUCUUGACAUCACAUUGAAGAAGAAGAAAACCAAAAACGUCCCAACAAUCAGAAUCAAACAACUAGAAUCUUAGAGUGAGGAACUGCUUCAGCUAGAAAUAGCUAAAGCCAAUUCUAUCUCAAUCUUACUUCCAUUCAGCAGAUUCAGUUGAAUUCUGGAUCAUGGCUAAUCAGGCUGUCGGUUUCGCUUACCAUCCGUCAUCCCCAUCUGUACCAGACUGGCUUAACAAAGGUGAUAACGCAUGGCAAAUGACAGCAUCAACCUUGGUUGCACUACAGAGCAUGCCUGGAUUAGUGAUUCUGUAUGGUAGUAUUGUAAAGAAGAAAUGGGCAGUAAAUUCAGCUUUCAUGGCACUUUACGCCUUUGCUGCUGUGUUGAUUUGUUGGGUUUUACUCUGUUAUCGAAUGGCGUUUGGUGAUGAGCUUCUUCCUUUCUGGGGAAAAGGUGCACCGGCUCUAGGGCAAAAAUAUCUUUUGGGCCGAGCUAAUGUUCCUGCAAGCACUCAUCGUCAUAAGGAUGGAUCAGUAGAAACUGGAAGGAACGAACCAUUUUAUCCCAUGGCUACUUUAGUGUACUUCCAGUUCACUUUUGCAGCUAUUACUAUGAUAUUAUUAGCUGGUUCUGUUCUCGGUCGUAUGAAUAUCAAGGCUUGGAUGGCUUUUGUUCCGCUUUGGCUAAUCUUUUCUUACACUGUCGGCGCGUUUAGUCUUUGGGGUGGUGGAUUUCUUUACCAAUGGGGUGUCAUUGAUUACUCAGGCGGUUAUGUUAUCCAUGUCUCUUCUGGAAUUGCUGGUCUUACUGCCGCUUACUGGGUUGGACCAAGGGUGAGAGGCGAUCGAGAGCGAUUUUCACCAAACAAUGUUUUGUUAAUGUUAGCCGGAGCAGGAUUAUUGUGGAUGGGUUGGUCUGGUUUCAAUGGAGGUGCACCUUACGCUGCAAAUACUAGUGCUCCGAUUGCUAUUUUGAACACGAAUAUAUGUGCGGCGACAAGUCUUCUUGUUUGGACAAUUCUAGAUGUCAUCUACUUUGAGAAACCUUCUGUGAUUGGAGCUAUUCAGGGUAUGAUGACCGGUCUUGUUUGCAUUACUCCCGGAGCAGGGUUGGUUCAAUCGUGGGCUGCGAUAGUGAUGGGAAUACUUGCAGGUAGCAUACCUUGGUUUACCAUGAUGAUACUUCACAAGAAAUCUACUUUGCUACAAAAGGUUGAUGACACAUUGGGUGUGUUUCACACACACGCGGUAGCCGGACUAUUAGGUGGGGCACUUACUGGGUUGUUCGCCGAGCCGGUUCUGUGCGAUCUACUCUUACCUGUUAAGGGUUCGAGGGGUGCGUUCUACGGCGGAACCGGUGGGAUGCAAUUCUUAAAGCAAUUGGUUGGAGCCUUAUUCGUGAUAGUAUGGAAUUUGCUAUCAACUUCAAUUAUACUGCUUCUCAUAAGGCUGGUGAUACCAUUGAGAAUGCCUGAUAAUCAGCUUAUGAUUGGAGAUGAUGCGGUUCAUGGUGAAGAAGCUUAUGCACUUUGGGGUGACGGUGAGAAAUAUGAUCCAGCUAAACAUGGUUCAUUGUUUACCGAGCAAAUUAGGCCUAAUCAACAUCAUGCUAAUAAUGGUGCUAUUGGUGUUACUGUUCAAUUAUAAGCUUCCAUUUUAAUUUUUUUUAGGGUAUGUGUUGAUUCUGUAUGGUAGUGCAGGCAUGGAAGAGACUAGUGUAGAUAUGUUUUAGUUGUUGUAAGUAUGAUUGUGGGACUGAGUCAUGACAUGUUAGGAAUUCAAGCUUAUGGUCUGGAUGGCUGAUGGUUAAUACAAUCAAUAAAUGAAUGGAAUUCAUGCUUCAAUUUAUUUCA
This is a messenger RNA of Papaver somniferum (opium poppy), 1898 nucleotides long. Its product is annotated as ammonium transporter 2-like. Gene Ontology annotation, cellular component: plasma membrane. Gene Ontology annotation, molecular function: ammonium channel activity. Lineage: Eukaryota; Viridiplantae; Streptophyta; Magnoliopsida; Ranunculales; Papaveraceae. The transcript has 4 exons. Gene Ontology annotation, biological process: ammonium transmembrane transport. The record is from RefSeq and is a predicted model, not a curated record. The coding region runs from base 217 to 1692 and encodes 491 amino acids.